Molecule: messenger RNA, 1923 nt
Organism: Microplitis demolitor
Lineage: Eukaryota; Metazoa; Arthropoda; Insecta; Hymenoptera; Braconidae
Product: arylsulfatase B
Exons: 8
Coding region: 224-1840 (538 amino acids)
Source: RefSeq, a predicted model, not a curated record
GUACACUUAAAUGCCGAUCGCUUAAAAAAUUUUUUUGCUUCAUAUAAUUCUUGCUCGUGAAACAACACGCUCUUGAAAAAAACUAAAUAAAAAAAAGCAAUAACUUUAAGAGCUCUAAUUUAAAUCAAUGGUCUAGUCCUGGUAUCCUGAUAAAAACAUCAUCAUUAUUACCAUUAUUAUUAUCAGCAUUAAAAAUUUAUAGAGUGAGGGUUAUCAGUUUACAAUGUGGAUCCUCGGCUUCAUCUUCUUGUGUGGCCUGACUUCAGCGGCCUUGGUAAAAUCACCUCACAUUGUUUUCAUCAUUGCAGAUGACUUGGGAUGGUAUGAUGUAGGAUUUCAUGGUGCUGGAGAUAUAAAAACUCCCAACAUCGACGCGUUAGCUUAUACAGGAGUAAUACUUGACAGAUAUUACGUAGCUCCAAUAUGUACGCCUUCUAGAAGUGCACUGAUGACGGGCAAGUAUCCAAUUCAUACUGGAAUGCAGCAUGGAGUAAUAAUGGCCGCAGAGCCGUGGGGAUUACCGUUGACGGAGAAAAUUUUGCCUGAAUACCUCCAAGACCUUGGGUAUAAAAAUCAUAUUGUCGGUAAAUGGCACUUGGGUCAUUAUAUGAGAAAUUAUACACCGACAUAUCGCGGAUUUGAGAGUCACGUUGGUUAUUGGACUGGUCAUCAAGAUUACUUUGAUCAUACAGCAGUUGAAUUUCCUGACUGGGGAUUGGAUAUGAGAAGAAACUUGGACCCAGCCUGGGAUCUGCAUGGCCAGUAUUCAACUGACAUUUUUACUCAUCAAGCCGUCAAGGUAAUUAGCAAUCACAACUCAAGCGACCCGCUAUUUUUGUACCUCGCACAUGUUGCCGUCCAUUCAGCGAACCCGUACAAUCCUCUUCCAGCACCCGAUCAAGUCGUCGCUAAAUUUGAUCACAUAAAAGAUUACAAGCGAAGACGUUUCGCGGCAAUGUUGAGCAAAUUAGACGACUCUGUUGGUGCAGUCGUUGAUGCCUUGAAGAAACAAUCGAUGCUUGCUGAUACCGUAAUUGUAUUUACGACCGACAAUGGCGGUCCUGCUGCAGGAUUUAAUGAUAACUCAGCAUCUAAUUUCCCUCUUCGUGGUGUUAAAAAUACUUAUUGGGAAGGUGGAGUCAGAGGUAGUGGAUUUAUUUGGUCAAAAAAAUUAUCAAAACCCGGAAGAGUUUAUCGAGGACUAAUGGAUAUUACUGACUGGCUACCAACUUUAUUAACAGUAGCAGGUGGUAAUAAUUCAAUUCUACCUAGAGCUAUUGAUGGUAUUGACAUGUGGGAGUCAUUGAAUAAUAAAGACCCGUCGCCGCGGCGUGCUGUUGUUCACAAUAUCGACGACAUAUACGGCGCUGCUGCGAUAACUGUUGACGACUGGAAGCUAGUGAAAGGUACAACUUACCGCGGCGCCUGGGACGAUUGGUAUGGGUCAUCCAGCUGGGAACUACCUUACGAUACCAAUCAGGUAAUCGAAAGUCCUGCAGGCAGAGCCAUGUCCGAUCUAGAAUUUCCGCUUACUGAUAAGCUGAUCAUCAAUUUGAGAGAAGAGUCUCGGGUUCAAUGCGGGAAGAGGAAUAAAACUUUAGCUAAAUGUCGCGCGCUUGUCUUGCCUUGUCUCUUUAACAUCCGUACCGAUCCCUGCGAGCUCAAUAAUCUUGCCGAAGAAAAUAAUGAAAUGCUAGUAAUUUUAAUUGAUGCAUUGAAUAAAAUUAAUGAAACAGCAGUACCGCCACGAAAUGUUAAACCAGACCCACGAUCAAAGCCAAGUCUCUGGGAUCAUACUUGGAGUAAUUUUGGUGAUUAUUCAUCAGCAUCAAUGUCAUAAUUACAUUGUUUUUAAUUGAUUUUUAAUCUCGGGGAACUUCGUUGCCCAUCAUAACUUUAGCGCAUCUGAAAAAAUAUUUUUUG